CUUGCGCAAGAUGCGGCUGCUGCUCGCGCUCCUGGCGGUGGCGGCCCUGCCCUCGGCGGGUGCAGAGUCACACUGGUGCUAUGAGAUUCAAGCCAAGACCUCCACCUGCUUAGCUGACAAAACCGAGGCCCAGAAAGGGCCAGAUAAGUGGAGUGGAAACUGCCAGAAGGAUCGCCAAUCCCCCAUCAACAUCGUCACCACCAAGGCGAAGUUGGAUGAAAACCUGGGACGCUUCUUCUUCUCUGGUUAUGACAAGAAGCAAAAGUGGACUGUUCAAAACAAUGGGCAUUCAGUGAUGAUGCUGCCGGAGAAUGAGGCCACAAUUACUGGAGGAGGACUACCUGCCAAGUACCGGGCUAUACAGCUGCAUCUGCACUGGUCCACAUUGCUGGAUGAGGGCUCAGAGCACAGCCUCGACGGGGAUCGCUUUGCUAUGGAGAUGCACAUAGUACACGAGAAAGAGAAGGGGACAUCAAGGAACGUGAAAGAGGUCCAGAACCCUGAAGACGAGAUCGCAGUGCUGGCCUUUCUGGUGGAGGCUGGAUCCACGGUGAAUGCUGGCUUCCAGCCACUGGUGGAGGCACUGACUAAAGUCCCCAAGCCUGAGAUGAACACCACAAUGAGGGAGAGCACCCUAUUGGAAUUGCUCCCCAAGGAGGAGAAACUGAGGCACUACUUCCGCUACCUGGGCUCCCUCACCACGCCAAGCUGCGAUGAGAAGGUCAUCUGGACUGUGUUUAAGGAGCCCAUUCAACUCCACAAAGAGCAGAUCCUGGCAUUCUCCCAGAAGCUGUUCUAUGACAAGGACCAGAAACUGAACAUGACAGACAACGUCAGGCCCCUGCAGCGCCGGGGCCAGCGCACGGUGUUCAGGUCCCAGGCCCCGGGACGGCUGCUGCCCUGGUCCCUGCCUGCCUUGCUGGUACCCAUGCUCCCCUGCCUGAUGGCUGACUUCCUUCGAUGAUGGCUCACAUCUGCACGUUACCUCUGACCUCAGCCCUGUAAGGCUUGGUCUUCCUGUCCUUAAGUUUCCUAGGUUCACUUCUGGCAUGAUUAAAAUAUGGGUAUAUUUUUGGAGAAA
Molecule: messenger RNA, 1081 nt
Organism: Carlito syrichta (Philippine tarsier)
Lineage: Eukaryota; Metazoa; Chordata; Mammalia; Primates; Tarsiidae
Gene: CA4
Product: carbonic anhydrase 4
Exons: 9
Coding region: 11-964 (317 amino acids)
Cellular component (GO): plasma membrane
Molecular function (GO): carbonate dehydratase activity; zinc ion binding
Source: RefSeq, a predicted model, not a curated record